AUGGUCGAAUCAGUCCCCAUUGAUACGUUUCUUCGAGAGCUCAAAAUAUACUAUAGCCGUUCAACAACAUUGCCUCUCUCUCUAAUCACCAUUAACAAUAUAAACUUCAAAAUUGCUGCCCGCGCACUUUUGUACAGCCUUGUGAUAAGUUCAAAAAUGUACCGUAGAAUCCGAUCGGAACAUCGCCGUGGAAAUCACUUCGUUUUAUUCAAUGCUAGUUAUAAAUCCAAAACUUGUUGGUACAUUGGGGCGGUGCUUUUUUACUUCGAGCACAACAACACCUCCGAUCCUCAAAAUGCACAAUUCUUGGUUUUUGUUGAAGUAAUGAAAGAACAUUACGCUGCCGACUAUGACAAUACUAUACCGAUGAUAAAAAUGAACAGCGAUAGUGCAACAACAAGACAUGCUGUGAUCAGCCUCAACGACGUCCAACAUCAAGUAGGUUUGGUCCAGUCAUCACCCAAUUCACUUGAAUAUAAAGUUGUUUCACCAUACAAGAUCUUCAACGAAAACGCUGUAGUUUUAGUUACAGGUGAAUCAUAUGGAAGGUAUACAAAGCUUAAAAAAGGACUAGUACUUCCUUCGGAAGUACAAAACUCUAUAAACGGUGAUUUUGCAAGCAGGGAGGUUAAGAACAACUUACUAAAUGUUAAGGCGUAUUGUCAAUUAAAGAUCGAGCAUCUCAUGGCACCUUCGAGAAUCUUGUUAUUGACGAGCGAUCAUAUCAUUGGAUUGUAUUAUCUGGAAUAAAUAUAUGACUAUUGUUUUCUAUAUGUUGAUGAGUAAACAAUGCGUAGUAAAUAGAGUGUAAUAGCAUGUAUUUGAUUUAAAGAGUAAUGCAAUAAUGAUUUAUAGAAAGGUUAUCAAAUAAGAAAGAAAGAAUUGAUGAUAGAGUUAUAUCUGUAUAUAAGCUCGAUCACAACAGUUA
Molecule: messenger RNA, 928 nt
Organism: Mucor mucedo
Lineage: Eukaryota; Fungi; Mucoromycota; Mucoromycetes; Mucorales; Mucoraceae
Exons: 5
Coding region: 1-750 (249 amino acids)
Source: RefSeq, a predicted model, not a curated record